Molecule: messenger RNA, 2684 nt
Organism: Tigriopus californicus
Lineage: Eukaryota; Metazoa; Arthropoda; Copepoda; Harpacticoida; Harpacticidae
Product: proteoglycan 4-like
Exons: 2
Coding region: 72-2231 (719 amino acids)
Source: RefSeq, a predicted model, not a curated record
CCCGAGAAUUUCGACCCGGCAGUUGGGAUUUGGUGCUCGAAGUGGCGAGAUUGCACGAUUAACACCGCACUAUGAACAACCAGAGAUUUGGUUUUGGGUUGUGCUUAGUUGCUCUUCUUGGUCUGGGUAGUUCACAAAAUGAGCCGACCGAUCUUGACGAUCUGACGGUGAAUUUCCGCAUUGCGCCCGGUUGCGAGAAGAAGCUUUAUCGCCGAGACCCAAAGACAACCACCUUAAGUGUUGAAGAACAAAACCAAUGCCAAGCAAUCUUUGAUUGUGGACCACGAUGCCAAGGAGCCGAGUCCCAAUGCAACGAACAAACUUUACCCAUUUGUAACACCUACCGGCGGCGGGAAUGCAAGACUACGUAUGAAAAGGUCUGCUUUCCCAACCGACAAUCUCGACCAAAACGAAGUCUAUCCCGACAAAAGAGGACUUUUGGGAGAUCGUUUCGAGCAAAGAAGAAGAGCCUAAGGAGGAAUUUUGGCAGAAGGCACCACCGAUUGAGCCAUCGGAGAUCAUACCAUUCGAACGCUCAUAGAUAUGUCCGCCCAACAAGAAAGACAUUCGUUUCCCAUGGUCAUAACUCACCAUCUUCAAGUUCGUUUUCUGGGAGCUCACAUGCCGUUUGGCGUCCAAGCGGAUCUUCCACAACUUGGACCAAGCCAGGUCAAACGAUCUCAAAACCAUCUUGGUCCUCACCUUCUAAACCAAUACAUACAGUUUGGCAGCCAAGUCCACCGUCCACAAUCUGGAAACCAGCUCACUCUAAUUCUGGUUCCAAAUGGACUACGUCUAGUAACUCAAACCAUGGCACUUUGAGUACAAGUGCCUCCUCCCAAACUAGACCUACGAGCCAUCACAGUUGGAAACCAAAACCUCCAACAAGUCACUCUUCGACCAAUUGGAAACCAAGCCACUCCCCAAACAAACCAGCUCAUGCAAGCACAACAACCAUUUGGAAACCAAGCCACUCCCCAAGCAGACCAGCUCAUGCAAGCACAACAACCAUUUGGAAACCAAGCCACUACCCAAGCAGACCAGCCCAUGCAAGCACAACAACCAUUUGGAAACCAAGCCACUACCCAAGCAGACCAGCUCAUGCAAGCACAACAACCAUUUGGAAACCAAGCCAUUCUUCUAAAUAUCCAUCUGACGGAAGCUCUUCCAGCAUUUGGAAACCAAGCCAUGCCCAAAGCCAAUUAUCAAAUGGAAGUACACCGACAAUUUCGAAACCAAACCGUCCACAAAAGAAACCAUCUUGGAAGCCACCUCAAAGUUCACCUAUUAUUUGGAGACCAGCUCAUGGGACUUCAACAACAAUUGUGAAACCAGUCCAGACUAUUCCCACUCAAGGGACCUCAUCAACAGUCUGGAAGCCUCCCACAAGCUCUUCGUCAUCUCCAGGCAUUAUUCAAAAGCCCCAACCACCCCCCAGUGGUUCGUCAACGACACCUGAUUCGAUUCCAACUCAACAUGGCACAUCACCAGAAGGAUGGUCAUUCAAGCCUAACAAACCAAUUUGGACACCUCAGCCUCCCAUUACAUCAAGACCUGUGUGGAAGCCCGCUCCUCCAACAACCUUUAAACCAACCACAAAACCAACGACCCCUUCCACUACCACUACAACAACCAUAACAGCACCCACUACUACAACCAGGCCAGCCUCAGUGGAGCAAAAUGAUGAGGAAAACACGAACAAUUUCGAGGAUGAAAUCCCUGAGGGGGCUUUUCAAACCCCCUCAGCCGAUCCUGGUCAGACUUGCUACAAAAGACCCCGAAGGAAAUGCUCCUGGGUUCCGUAUAAAGAAUCCUGUAACUAUGGCGAAGUCACCACAUGUGCCAGCCGACCAGUAGGGUGCCGAUAUCGUUGCAAUAAGGCUUACUUGUGCGCUAAUUGUGGGUCCAAUACCGACCUUAAGCCAGAGGUCACAUCUCGUCCCACCCAAACAACGACUCGUAGACCCACUACUUCCACAACACGAAGGACAACCAGACGAACCACUUAUCGUCCCACUAGACCAACAACCACUCGUAGACCAUUCACCAGACCAACUAAUAGGCCAGUAGGCCCACCUAAACCUAAUCGACCCGAUGGAAGACCUGAUAAUCGUCCAAGACCCCCUGCUCCUCCUCCACCGGGGUUUGAAAUCUUACCCCCGGCAAUUUAUGAAAAUGAUGCCUCUGAUUCUGUUACUCCUCUCCGGCCACCUGUACAACCAAAAAAAUGAAUCUCAAAGGUCUUUUCAAAAAAGCGCCAAAAUCUAUAUCUGAGCUCAACACUAAGGGAUCCUUAGUUCAUUGAAUUCAUUAAAAUCAACCAUGAGGCACUUGAUGUGCAUAAAACUCUGCAUAAUACACAUUUUGUCUUUGUCUUCUUUCUUUGAACCUAAUCAUGAAUCAUCAUCAGUUCAAACACCACUGUGUGACUUUAGAUUUCUUAUUUCAUCCAUCACGUGGGCCGUUUCAAAAAAGUUUGAUAAAAUUUAAAUUUCCUUAUCUCAUGACAAGCGAAUGGUAAAUGGCUUUGAAUCACGGGAAACGAUUUUUUCCUUUCACGAGAGUCGUUUUGCUCAAACUUGAACGAGUGAAACCUGUUGGCGUUUUGGAUACACCUCUGCUUAAACGUUCUGAAGUCAGAUCCAAGUCCAGAGAUAGACCCGUCAUCUCAAAUCAAUUGGCCA